UUCGAUUGACGUAUCGGUCAAAACAACUGAAAUCAGAUUUAGUAUUAUUCUUAUUACUAUUAUUAUAAUCCCAUCUAUAUAAUUCUCUUUCCCACAAACCACAGCAGACAUCAAAAAUUUCAGAAAGAGUGUGAAGAAAUCAACAGACCAACGAAACAAAAAAAAACACCACACAUCUCCCUCGCUCUUUCUCUCAUCCCAAUUCUUUAAUUUUCUGUAUCUAUACUGGACAUGUGCAAACAGGGGCUCCACUCCCCUGCAUCAAAACCAGCCAUGUUCAGGAUCACUGAUUACGGAGUUUUUGUGGCGAAUGGGUUUGAUCCGUGCUUGAACCUCUAGUGCAGUACCAAUACCAAUCUAUAAAUUUGAACACUAAUUGUUGAAUUGGGGAUCGUUAAUUGGUACUGGGAUGUGUUUGGUUGUUUGGUGUAGUUGGUGAAAAGGUUUUAGCUAUGGAGAAUUCGAAAAAGUUUAAUAUGGAAAAGAAAUGGGUAUUCCCUCUGGUUAUAAGCUCACUCAUAUUUGUAUUCUUUUUCGCAACCUCAUUCAACAUGGGUCUUGUUUCAUCACUACGCAAGAUCAAUUCGAUUAUAUUGCUUUUCCCCCCGCGUAAUUCAAUGAAUCAAACAAGUCCACUGUUCGCGGAAGACAAGGUCAUGCACGGUCCACCACCUCCUCCUCCCGGCCCUUCCAUUCCUCGUUUUGCCUAUCUGAUUUCUGGGUCUAGGGGUGAUUUGGAAAAGCUCUGGAGAACCCUUCGGACCCUUUAUCAUCCAUUGAACCAUUAUGUUCUUCAUUUGGACCUAGAAUCGCCUGUGGAAGAGAGAUUGGAACUUGCUUCCCGAGUGGAAAAAGAUUUGGUUUUUGCUAAGGUCGGGAAUGUUUACAUGAUCACCAAAGCUAAUAUGGUUACUUAUAGAGGGCCAACCAUGGUUGCCAAUACACUUCAUGCUUGUGCUAUACUUUUGAAGAGAAGUAAAGAUUGGGAUUGGUUUAUUAACCUCAGCGCUUCAGAUUAUCCUCUAGUGACUCAGGAUGAUCUUAUUUCUGCUUUUUCUGAUGUAAACCGAGAGCUGAACUUCAUUGAGCACACAAGCCGUCUUGGUUGGAAGGAGAAUCAAAGAGCAAUGCCUUUGAUUGUUGAUCCUGGGCUCUACCGAUCAACGAAGCAAGAUAUAUAUUGGGUCAGUCCACGGAGAGCUUUGCCAACAUCUUUUAAACUGUUUACCGGUUCAGCAUGGAUGGUUCUCUCGCGCUCAUUUGUGGAAUAUGUAAUAUGGGGUUGGGAUAACCUUCCGAGAGUCCUACUCAUGUACUACACCAAUUUUGUGUCUUCUCCUGAAGGCUAUUUCCAGACAGUCAUAUGCAAUGUGCCCGAUUUUGCUCACACUGCAAUCAACCAUGACAUGCACUACAUAUCUUGGGACAACCCACCCAAACAGCACCCCCACACCCUCUCUCUCAAUGACACUGCCAAAAUGAUCGCCAGCGAUGCUGCUUUUGGUCGCAAGUUUGGGCAAGACGACACAGUUCUUGACAAGAUUGAUAAGGAAUUGCUCGGGCGGAGAAAUGGGAGUUUUACGCCGGGUGGUUGGUGUGGUGGUAAACCGAGAUGCUCCAAGGUUGGAAACCCUAGGAAGCUUAGACCGGGCCCUGGAGCUCAAAGGCUUCGCCGUCUCAUAGGUAGGUUACUCUUACAAGCUAAGUAUAAGCAAAAUCAAUGUACAUAGGAUUCCUUGAAAGAUUGUAGGUUUGCAGAUUGGGAAAUGGCAAAUGGAGAUGUGUUGGUUCAUCAAUCAUCCCACAAGCCCUAGAGUUGAUAGGGGAAUAUUGUAUCCCAUAGAGGACUUAUUUUGGGAAAAGGGUUACUAGCACCAAUGUUUUUAGGCUAUAUGACAUUCAAAAUAACUAGUCGUUGCUUUCUCAAUGAUUCAGAUAAUUCUUUCCCGCCA
Messenger RNA from Rhododendron vialii, 1952 nucleotides. RefSeq names its product beta-glucuronosyltransferase GlcAT14A-like. Lineage: Eukaryota; Viridiplantae; Streptophyta; Magnoliopsida; Ericales; Ericaceae. Gene Ontology annotation, cellular component: membrane. The transcript has 5 exons. Gene Ontology annotation, molecular function: glucuronosyltransferase activity. The record is from RefSeq and is a predicted model, not a curated record. Bases 453 to 1730 code for a protein of 425 amino acids.